Molecule: messenger RNA, 1724 nt
Organism: Colletotrichum destructivum
Lineage: Eukaryota; Fungi; Ascomycota; Sordariomycetes; Glomerellales; Glomerellaceae
Product: Putative aminoacyl-tRNA synthetase, class Ic, rossmann-like alpha/beta/alpha sandwich
Exons: 6
Coding region: 252-1451 (399 amino acids)
Biological process (GO): tyrosyl-tRNA aminoacylation
Cellular component (GO): cytoplasm
Molecular function (GO): ATP binding; tyrosine-tRNA ligase activity
Source: RefSeq, a predicted model, not a curated record
CUUUGCGCUCCGACGACGUCCCCUCGGCGGGGUAAUUUCGCUGCCAUUGUCUUGCGUUGCCAGGGACGGACGCGAAUUCGGUAACAUUUGUGCGGCUUGACUCACCAUCCCCCCGACAGGAACAUCCUCCACAACAGCCAGUUCUCGACCGGUCUUGUCGUCGCGAGCCUCCUCCCAACAUUCCGCCUCCUCGAGCACAACCACCUCUUUUCGAUUUCGAUUAUCAUAACCUCCGAGAAACCAACAUCAACAUGGCUGAAGGCACCAAGGCCCAGGAGAGGUUCGCCCUCAUCCAGGAGAACCUGGCCGAGAUCAUGAACCCCGAGAUCAUCGAGAAGAUCCUGGCCGAGGGUCGCAACCCGAAGAUCUACUGGGGAACCGCGACAACGGGCAGACCGCACUGCGGCUACUUUGUGGCGGCCAUUAAGCUGGCGCAGUUCCUCGCCGCCGGCUGCGAGCUGACCGUCCUCCUCGCCGACAUUCACGGCUUCCUCGACAACCUCAAGGCCCCGAUCGAGCUCGUUGAGCAGCGCGCCAAGUUCUACAAGUUCGCCAUCACAAACAUCCUCAACGCCGUUGGCGUCUCCACCGAGAAGCUCAAGUUUGUCCUGGGCAGCUCCUACCAGAAGAGCCCCGAGUACAUCAUGGAUGUCUACAAGAUGAGCUCGCUCAUUAGCGAGAGGGAUGCGAAGAAGGCCGGCGCCGAGGUCGUGAAGCAGUCUGACAACGCCCCCAUGAGCGGUCUGCUCUACCCCGUACUCCAGGUUUGCGACGAGGAGCACCUGGGUGUUGAUGCUCAGUUCGGAGGCAUGGACCAGAGAAAGCUGUUCGCGGCGGCAACUGAGUGGCUACCCAAGGUCGGAUACCAAGUGCGCGCGCAUUUGUUGAAUCCCAUGGUUCCUGGUCUCAACGGUGGCAAGAUGAGCUCAAGCGACCCUGACAGCAAGAUCGACCUUCUUGAUGCGCCCGAGCUUGUCCAGAAGAAGCUCCGGAAGGCCGAGUGUGUACCCAAGGUCGCCGAAGGCAAUGGUGUUUUGGCCUUCGUCGAGUACGUGCUGCUGCCCGCCGCGGCUCUGAAGGGCAAGAAGGAGUUCCGCGUCGAGAGGGAACGCGAUGGUCUCGAGCCCCUGGUCUACACCGACAUCGCCGAGAUGCACACCGACUACACCAACGACGUGUUGACGCCCCAGCUGCUGAAGCCUGCCGUGACCAAGGCCCUCAACGAACUCCUGUUGCCCAUCCAGAAGGCGUUCCAGGACUCGGAGGAGUGGAAGGAGGUUACGCAGAAGGCUUACCCGCCGGUUGAGGACGAUAAGAAGAAGAAGAAGAAGCAACCCAAGGACAAGGGCUCCCGCUACCCUGGCGGAGGCAAGGGGGGUGCUGCGGCCCAGGACGGCGCAGCCAAGGAGUCGGAGCUGCCCGUGCGUCCGGCUGAUGGCGCGGCCCAGUGAAUUCUUUUUCGAUUCUUGCAUAAAGAAAGCGUUUUUUAUCUGUACGUACUGCUAUGGAUUGGAGUUCGGAUGGAGACCAAAAGAAGAAGAUGGAGUCUAGAGAACUAGAUACUUCAGAUGAAUUGCAAAAGAAAGAAGGAACUACGUCUCUAAUGGUCCCUGCUUUAUGGAACUUCCAGCCAGAUGCGAUGAUAAUCGGUACAGUAAAGAUAUCUCGGCCAAGGGGGACUCGAAGACAUCCAGAAAGACAUCGACAUCCUGCGAUGAUCGUCC